AUGAGGUCAGACCUUGCGGAAUACGGCCGCAUCGGCCGCUACUACGCUGAGCAGAGCAUGCUCGUGACCUACUCGCAACAAGAUUUUGGGACGUCCGCAUCUCAUGUGGAUGAGAAAGCCAUAGCCGUCCUGGACCCUGCGACAGGCAAGUACAGCGAGGAGCUUCGUAGGAGAUUUCCCGAGAUUGCUUUUGUAGGGGUGGUCGAGGUGAUUAUCGUCCUGAUUCAGAGUCCUCCCAGCAGCUCGGAGCUGACGCCGUCCUACGGAAGGACUUACUUUGACUUACUGACUGACUUGCGGGCGUUCUUGACCGAGGCUUUAGAGGAGCACCGUGCUGACGAUCAUCGGAAGUGCGGAGCCAAUCCUACAUUCAUGCUCGAUGAGGGAGGGGCAGGGCAGGCUUCCAUAUCGGAGCAGAUUCAGGAGGCGUUCGAGAAGCUUCCCAAUGAGGACCAGCAAAAGAUAAAAUCCUGCCUCUCGCCUGAGGAUCAGGCCAAGGUUGAAGCGCUCAAGUGCCUCGCCCGCGAGAACCUCCUUCGAGCGGCGGCCAACGGGGAGCUCGAGCGGGCGCUGAAAGAAAUCAAGGAAAAGCACUCCACACACGUCCCUCCGCCACCGCCAGCGUGA
Messenger RNA from Symbiodinium pilosum, 627 nucleotides. Lineage: Eukaryota; Dinophyceae; Suessiales; Symbiodiniaceae. The record is from the annotation of a GenBank genome assembly.